AUGGCCAAGUCACAUCUGCUGCAGUGGCUGCUGCUGCUGCCCACACUUUGGGGCCCAGGUGCGGCUGUCGGAACAGCCUCACCUCUGGACUGCACACAGGGCCCAAAAUUCUGGUGCCAAAACUUGGAGCAAGCGAUGCAAUGCAGAGCUCUAGGGCACUGCCUACAGGAAGUCUGGGGACAUGUGGGAGUUGAUGACCUGUGUCAAGAGUGUGAAGACAUUGUCGGCCUCCUCACAAAGAUGACCAAGGAGGUGAUUUUCCAGGACACAGUCCGGAAGUUCUUGGAGCAAGAAUGUGAUAUCCUCCCCUUGAAGCUGCUUGUACCCCGGUGUCGCCAAGUGCUUGAUGACUACUUGCCUCUGGUUAUCGACUACUUCCAGAGCCAGAUUAGUCCAAAAGUCAUCUGUAAGUAUGUGGGCCUAUGCCCACUUGGACAGGCCAAGCCAGAGAAGGAGCCAGGGAUGAAGGGUGUUCUGCUGGACCCUGUACUGAACAAGCUGGUUCUUCCUUCUCUACCCGGAGACCUCUUGGCAAGGCCUGGCCCUCAUACACAGGAUCUCUUGGAGCAGCAGUUUCCUAUCCCCCUGCCCUUCUGCUGGCUCUGCAGGACUCUGAUCAAGCGGGUCCAAGCUGUGAUCCCCAAGGGUGUGCUGGCUGUGGCUGUGGCCCAGGUGUGCCACGUGGUACCCCUGGUGGUGGGUGGCAUCUGCCAGUGCCUGGCUGAGCGCUACACAGUCCUCCUGCUGGAUGCGCUGCUGGGCCGUGUGCUACCUCAGCUGGUUUGUGGCCUUGUUCUCCGAUGCUCCAGUGAGGACGCUCUUGGCCCAGCCCUCCCCGCUCUGGGGUCCCUGACAAAAGAAUGGCCACAAGAAGACCCGGAGUGCCGCCUGUGCAUGACUGUGACCACCCAGGCCUGGAACACCAGUGAGCAGGCUAUGCCACAGGCAAUGCACCAGGCCUGUCUCCGCUUCUGGCUGGACAGGCAAAAGUGCGAGCAGUUUGUGGAGCAGCACACGCCCCAGCUGCUGGCCCUCGUGCCCAAGAGAUCGAAUGCCCACACCACCUGCCAGGCCCUGGGAGUGUGUGCAGCCUCCGCCAGCCCUCUGCAGUGUUUCCAAAGCCCGCACCUCUGA
Messenger RNA from Nannospalax galili (Upper Galilee mountains blind mole rat), 1134 nucleotides. RefSeq names its product surfactant protein B (gene Sftpb). The coding region runs from base 1 to 1134 and encodes 377 amino acids. Gene Ontology annotation, cellular component: lysosome. NCBI's taxonomy places the organism in Eukaryota, Metazoa, Chordata, Mammalia, Rodentia, Spalacidae. Gene Ontology annotation, biological process: sphingolipid metabolic process. The record is from RefSeq and is a predicted model, not a curated record. The transcript is spliced from 10 exons.